Messenger RNA from Adineta ricciae, 1323 nucleotides. NCBI's taxonomy places the organism in Eukaryota, Metazoa, Rotifera, Eurotatoria, Adinetida, Adinetidae. The record is from the annotation of a GenBank genome assembly.
AUGAUUUUCGGUACGCAAAACAUACGCACAUUUGCACUGAUGUUCAUUGUGCUUGCUUAUUUAAUGUUCGGUGCAGCUGUAUUUGAUGCUCUCGAAUCAAAAGAAGAAGCGCGUAUUCGUGAUAAUCUCCGGACUAGAAUGGCUCGUAUCUUGUAUAAAAACGAUACCAUUCACAAUGAAACACUCUUUCAUAUGUUGACAACAACAAUCUUCGAACAUCGACAUGUACGUACAGGUACAGCAAAACAAUGGACGUUUCCUGGUGCUUUCUAUUUUUCCACCCUAGUUGUCACUUUGAUUGGUGAGUUGAACUUUGAAACUCGUAUGGAUUCACUUGAAUUGAUCUUCUUAGGUUAUGGACAUACAACUCCAAAAACAAUUGGUGGAAAGAUUUUUUGUAUGGUUUAUACAGUAGCUGGCGUACCCUUGAAUUUAAUCAUGUUUCAAUCUGUCGGUGAACGUUUGAAUGCUAUUAUUUCAUUUGUUUUAUCUCGUAUAAAACGUCUACUACGUCUUCGUCGCCAUAAAGUUUCGAGUUUCGAGCUAAUUGCUGUAGAAUUUGGUAUGACAACGAUGCUGAUACUCGGUGGCUCAUUCAUAUUUUGUAAACAAGAAAAGUGGACGUAUUUCGAAUCGAUCUACUAUUCGUUCGUUACUUUUUGGACAAUUGGAUUUGGUGAUUUUGUUCCAUUGGCCAAUAUGCAACGUACAGGCCAUUCACUUUACUCGCGUUGGGGUUAUUUUAUAUUCACUGUUUCGUUUAUUUUGUUCGGUUUAGCAAUAAUGGCUUCAUCGUUGAAUCUCUUAGUACUUCGUCUAGCUCAAUUUCAUUCGGAAAAUGGUACAGCUGGUAUAUCGGCAUUGCUUGGUCGAAAUGAAGAAGACCUCAUCGCAGCUGCUAUUGCUCAUCAUCGAGCGUCGAUUCAUAUACAACAGCGUAAUCGUAUAUACUCGAACAACAGUAUAAAACAACUAGAAAAGUCUCCUGAAACCUAUAAAUUUAUGCGAACAUACUCCUGGAACUCGGCGACAUCGUCAACAUCAUCCGCCGUAUCAUAUUCGCCAUCAAAAAUGACAAUUCAUUGUAAAAGAACUUCUAGCGAUCGAAUGGUUUGUUCCGGCUUGUCGUUGUUUCACAUUCAGAAACGCAGACGACGCUACUAUCAUUUACGUCGACCACCUCAAAACAUUAAACACUUACUUUAUCUCGAUCGUUUCCUGGACGAUCAUGAAGCACCCGCAACACAAAAAGCAUGGAACGAUCACCAUGCGAAUCACGUCCUUGGCAUAAACACACAGAUACACGAAAGAAUUUCCAUAUGA